CAUGCUGGAGCACUCUACCACUAAGCCACAUUCCUAGCCUGUUAUACUUUAAAUAGUAUGAAUGUGUAAGAAACUUUCCAAGGACUGGUAGUUUCACAAGAGAAACACCUGUGAUUGUAUAUAGAUGGGGCAUUGCAAGCCUAUUUGGAAUAGUAAAACCUUAAGCCCAUAUUAUUAUAAAUAGUUACUAGUGGUGACUAUAUUGUCAUUUUAAGCAGAAAAAGUGGGAAAAUCUACGUACUUGUAAGAUAUCAAGUUUUGUUUUUAAACCAACGGUUAAGAACUAAGAAAAACAUUAGAGAUUAAUGGACUGUUGUUUCUGAUGUGGAACAUAUUAUUAACAUGAUAAGAAAUUCCUUUAUAUACUCAGCCAUUGCUAAUAUGAAGUUAGAACCUUUGAUUAAGAAGUCACAAAGCAAAUAGGUUCAGACAACUGUGAAAUAUCUCUCUUCUUCCCAAAACAGACAUUACUGUUUUAACUUCUUGGGGCAAGGUCCCCUAUAUUGAUUGCCACGAAUUUGUCUUUCUCAGGUAGCUAAAAUAUUAAAAUGUUGUACUGAGAUAUUUUCUGGCUUGAAAGUUAACAAAAGCAACAUUGCUCAUUCAUGCUCCUGCCUUGUCACUCCCUGGUGUGGUUCAUCUCUUCCAUCCUUAUCAGAGCAUCUCAGUGCUUAGUUGAGCCUGUUUAUCUUAAAAGAGCAGGAGGCAGGCUUUUAGGGAGUAAGCUACAUGUUCCAGUGUAACAGUCACCAAUGCUUUUGAUGUGAAAAACAUUUGAUCUCUUACAUUAACAGCCCCUGUCACUGUAGUAUAGGGACUAUAGCUGAGCUGUUGUACAGUUUUCUAUUAUUUUACUUUUGAAAUAACAGUGCUACUCCACAAUCUUCGUGUAUAAAAUUGUGUAUUGGCUGUCCCCCCCUCAACUCCCAGGACUCAAUUCCUCAGAGAGAGAAGACUGUAAUAAUGGCGAACCCCCUAGGAAGAUAAUACCAGAGAAGAAUUCACUUAGACAGACUUACAACAGCUGUGCCAGACUCUGCAUAAACCAGGAAACAGUAUGUCUAGCGAGCACUGCUAUGAAGACUGAAAACUGUGUGGCCAAAACAAAACUUGCCAAUGGCACUUCCAGCAUGAUUGUGCCCAAGCAGCGGAAACUCUCAGCAAGCUAUGAGAAGGAAAAGGAACUGUGUGUCAAGUAUUUUGAGCAGUGGUCAGAGUCUGAUCAAGUGGAAUUUGUGGAACAUCUUAUAUCCCAAAUGUGUCAUUACCAACAUGGGCACAUCAACUCAUAUCUUAAACCUAUGUUGCAGAGGGACUUCAUAACUGCUCUGCCAGCUCGGGGUUUGGAUCAUAUUGCUGAGAACAUUCUGUCAUACUUGGAUGCCAAAUCACUAUGUGCUGCUGAACUUGUAUGUAAAGAAUGGUACCGAGUGACAUCGGAUGGCAUGUUAUGGAAGAAGCUCAUCGAGAGAAUGGUCAGGACAGAUUCUCUGUGGAGAGGCCUGGCAGAACGAAGAGGGUGGGGACAGUAUUUAUUCAAAAACAAACCCCCUGAUGGGAACGCACCUCCCAACUCUUUUUAUAGAGCACUUUAUCCUAAAAUUAUACAAGAUAUUGAGACAAUAGAAUCUAAUUGGAGAUGUGGAAGACACAGUUUACAGAGAAUCCAUUGCCGAAGUGAAACGAGCAAAGGAGUUUACUGUUUACAGUAUGAUGACCAGAAAAUAGUAAGCGGCCUUCGGGACAACACAAUCAAGAUCUGGGAUAAAAGCACAUUGGAAUGCAAGCGAAUUCUCACAGGCCACACAGGUUCUGUCCUGUGUCUCCAGUAUGACGAGAGGGUGAUCAUAACUGGAUCAUCGGAUUCCACAGUCAGAGUGUGGGAUGUAAAUACAGGUGAAAUGCUUAACACGCUGAUUCACCAUUGUGAAGCAGUUCUGCACUUGCGUUUCAAUAAUGGCAUGAUGGUGACCUGCUCCAAAGAUCGUUCUAUUGCUGUUUGGGAUAUGGCCUCCCCAACUGACAUCACUCUCCGGAGGGUACUGGUCGGACACCGAGCUGCUGUCAACGUUGUAGACUUUGAUGACAAGUACAUUGUUUCUGCAUCUGGGGAUAGAACUAUAAAGGUAUGGAACACAAGUACUUGUGAAUUUGUAAGGACCCUAAAUGGACACAAACGAGGCAUUGCCUGUUUGCAGUACAGAGAUCGGCUGGUGGUGAGUGGUUCCUCUGACAACACUAUCAGAUUAUGGGACAUCGAAUGUGGUGCAUGUUUACGGGUGUUAGAAGGCCAUGAAGAAUUGGUGCGUUGUAUUCGAUUUGAUAACAAAAGAAUAGUCAGUGGUGCCUAUGAUGGAAAAAUUAAAGUCUGGGAUCUUAUGGCUGCUUUGGACCCUCGUGCUCCUGCAGGGACUCUCUGUCUAAGGACCCUUGUGGAGCAUUCAGGAAGAGUUUUCCGACUACAGUUUGAUGAGUUCCAAAUAGUCAGUAGUUCUCAUGAUGACACAAUCCUCAUCUGGGACUUUCUGAACGACCCAGCUGCCCAAGCUGAACCUCCCCGCUCCCCAUCUCGAACAUACACCUACAUCUCCAGAUAAAUAACCAAACACUGACCUCAUACUUGCCCAGGACUCAUUAAAACUUGCAGUAUUUAACAUAUCUGCCAAGACCAGGAUGAGCAACAACAGCAACAAACAAACUCCUACCCGGUUUCCCCGGACCAGCGAGGAGCAGGGCUUUGAGACUCCUGUUGGGACCCAGUUGGUCUGCAGUAGACCAGGAUGGUCUGCUCAGCAUAGCCGACUGCUUCAGUGCUGCUAUCAGAAGAUGUCUUCUAUCUUGAGUGAAUGAUUGGAACUUUUAACCCUCCCCUCUUCUCUCCUCCUCCUUCCCCUUUGCACCUGUUUCUCCCUCACCGAGUUCCAGACAAAAGAUGACUUAUAAAUAUAUUUAGUGUUUUGCCAGAAUCUCUCUUGCUUUGCCAUUAAGCAGAAGAACUAGUUUCCCCAUAUGGCCCACUUCCAGGGGACGAGGGAGAGCAGCUUCCAGGCAAACAACCCCCCCCUCUUGAAGCACCACCCCCCCUUAACUGCAGGAGUGACUGGCGCCUGGCCAGAGCGGCUCAGGCUGCUUUGUGGGGGCUCCCUGCACAACCUUGGGGAGAAAGGGAGAAAGAGAGGGAAAAGGGAAGCACAUACUGGAAGACCUGGCCUGCUGCCUCCCUCCACCGUUUCUGUCCUUCCCUGCUCCCCUCAACCCUCCAUCAACCUGGGAAGCCGUGAAGAGAGUGUCCUUCAACUAGCAUGAGGUGGAUCUGCUCUGAAAGGUGACACUUGGAAGAGUUCAGUUUGUUCAGUCAUGAUUUCAAGCCCAGGCUUUUGUUGCAAGUGACUCUGGCAGCGGUGGAUUUGCAGACAUGACACUCUCGUCAUAUUCGCAAGGCUUCCCUCAGCCCUCUUCCUCCCGCCUAGGGGGAUGGGGGAAGGGGACAGAAACGGCCUGGGCACCGGCAGUGGCUGCAUCUCCUCUGGACUCAGCAGUCUCCUUGAUUCCAUGUAGAGUGUGGAAAGGAGCUGCUGAUUGCAUUUCCUCUCAUUAACAAUUAGAUGUGUAAUAAAAAGCAUUGUGCUUCAUCUUCAAUCACUGGCAAGGCUUGGUCUACAGAAAGGCUUGAAAUAGCCAGAACCAGUGGCUCAGUGCAUUCUUCUCGUGGCUCUCAUCUCCAUUUCCUCAUCUGAGCCUGUGAGAACCCAGACACCCAUAACUGCCCAGACCUCAAGCGGAAUAGCUAAAGAAAUGGUCGGGAAAGCAAGCUGAUUCUUUUUUCUAGGCCAGUAAAUGUCAUCUCUCAGACAUCAGUCUAACCUUCCUUCUGCUUCUCCCAGUAUUUGCAAAAAGACAAAGCUACCAGAGAGAGUACCAGGGUGAAGUUUGGCACACAGGGUUUAUUAAUAGGGCAAACACUGCCUUCUCUUUCCUUUUCUUCCUCCUCCUGGCCUUAUUUUCACUUUCUACUUUCCUCAACCAAUAAAAUUUCAGUGACAAUUGGCAAACAAUGUAAGCAAAUGGACCGGUGCAAGAGGCAGGCUGCCCUGGCCACUUGGAAGGUAGCUGUGUGGGCUUCCUCUCCAGCGGGCUCCAGGUGCGAGGGCAUACAUGCCACUCCAGCCUGGAGCAUUGUGACUGCGCAAGCAGCUUGUUUCCCUGGGCAUAAGUGGGUCUGCUGAGCGGUGAUUGGGCCCACCCUCAGAUUCUGAGGCUGCAGUACAAUUUCCCGGGUCCUUUGGUAGCUGAGCUGUUAGGCCCAUUGUUCUACUAAUCUACACAGCUGAGUUUAAGAAAGCUUUUUUUUUUUUUUUUAAAGCCAGCUGCUAUAAACAGGAGAACGGGAGCCUAUUAUAAGUAGCCUACAGCCUGAGACCAUGUUCAGUUCAUCCAAGGCAGAAAGCGAGGCAUCACUUUUCUCCCUGGUCUGCAAGCACCCCUUCCUAAAAUACAUCUAGGCCAUGUUGUUGCAUACUGAGGGCCAGUUUUCCUUCCCUGCUUUAUGAGUACUUGAGCUUUUCGUCUCAAAUUACAUUUAGAAAAUAUUUCCCAGUGUAAUGAUACACUGUUGCCUGGGAAAUAUUUUCUCAGUAUAAUUCCCUUUCCGACUCCCCAAAUGCUACAGAGAAUUGUUUUCUACUUAGCCACUAUCAGGGUUCCUUGUCUAUUGUGUUGACUUUUAAUAGCUCUUUGAUUGGUUAAGGACUCUGGUGCAUCUAUGUCAGCCCUACAAAACACACAGGUCAGACAUGAAGAGGCAUGGGUUUCAAAUACUGUCUGAUAGCCAUAACUAGUAGCCCUUCCUGUUAUAUGCUGCUAUUCUAAAGUGGGAGCGGGGCUAGGGAUACAGCUCAGUGGUAGAACACUUACCUGGCUGUGUGAUGCCCUAAUUCAGUCCCUAGCAUUGCAAAAAACAAUAAAGUGGGAGCUGUUGAAUAUUCACUGGUGCCCAGGCUUUUGCUCUCCUAUCCAGGCUCAGCUCAAAGUAUACUAUUCCUAAGCCCGUUGUGAAGCUCAUUCAGCCCACUAGACAGCUAGGGAUGGACCCUGCAGAUAGGGAGCCACUUGCUCCGUGGAGAUUGCCCUCCCAAGUUGUCCCUCUGUUGCUGCUGGAAAUGGGAAUGAAGUUAAGUGGUCUGAAAAACUUGAAUCGUUCGCAUUUCUCAGCUCUGGGGGUCAUUUACCAGUUGAUUGUAGAAGAAAUAAUCAGGUAAGUAGAAGUUCAUUUCCAAAGAAGGGAAACCGCACUUACCAUCUCUGCAUGAUUUCAGUGGGAAUUGAUUAUCACUAAUCCCCAACUGGGCUAGAAUAAAUGUAAAGUUUGACCUUUUUAAAAAGAAGAAACAAAGUCUCAACACAUUUAAAGGGAUGUUAGAAAAGGAGCUGAAGUGUCUGAUGGCUCUGAAAUGAAGUAUCCCCUUAAGAGAUUAGACUCUUCUCACUAAAGUCCACUUUGCAAUGUAGGGCCGGAGAGACACCUUUCUUAAGAUGGGCUGAAAACCCCUUCCAGUGGGUGAGGCCCAUGCACAUGGCUGCACCUACUGAGCACAGGUGUGACCUCUCAGUUCACACUAACUGCUUGCCAGCAUGCCUUGCCCCUGUGUGUAUGUCAUUGCUGAAAGCAUCCUUUUACUUUCUGAAGUACAGUUUGAAAGUGGAUGUGAAUUAUGGGUGGGAGGCCUUUUUACACUUAUCCCUUGGCUAAAUUCUUUCUGAUUUGUCCUAGCUUUGGCGACAUAGACUCUUGACAAGUAAUAAAGUCUGGCCCUUAUAACUUGUUUCUAAACUGGAAAAGACACUGAGACUCCUAAAUCAUUCAAAAAAGUGUGUGUGUGUGUGUGUGUGUGUGUGUGUGUGUGUGUGUGUGUUUAAAGCUGCAGAGAAAUAUGCACUCGUCCCUUGCCAUCUUUCCUUCCUUGCCAUUGGUCUGAACAGCUGUCAUUGGUCUGCUCCUUUGUGUGUGUGAGUGUGUGUGUGUGUGUGUGUGUGUGUGUGUUUAGAAACAAAAGGGCAAGGUUUGGGGUAAGAGGUGAGAGUGGAGAGAAUAUUGGAAGUAAUUAAGGCUAUUUUUUUCCUUCCUAGAAUUGGGAUACCUCAGUAUUAUCCACCUUAGCAUCUUCCUUUUGCCUUCGAUGGUGAAACCUUCUAGCUCAGAAGUAGAAGUAGUCCAACCCCAAACAGUGCAGGCCUGAGGGUUAGACUGAAGAAAUCCAGGGUACUUUUAGGUAGCUACCUAGUCCCUGAAACUGUCAUACUUUUCAGUGAUGAGGUUUACUAUGUAAAUUUUAAUCCACAUUGCUGAUCUUUCUCCACUUGGAUAAAUUCAACAGACUAGAAGACAAGCCGCUGGGUUCAUCUCCCGGGACCUCAUCCCGCAUAUCUGAUCACUAGCAGGUCCAGAGCCCCUUGUUUUAAUCAGUCUCGGUCAGUGCCAGAAAGACCACCAUCUCAGGGGAACCAAAAUGCGCUUUGCUUCUGGUUAUUUUUAGAGCUAGGGAGAGAAACCAAAACAAUAUGACCAUGGCUUCCUGGUUUUGGGUAGAACUUAACUACAAUGGUAACUAGACACUCCUGUUGGAAGUCCAGCGCCUAUGAUCUAAAAUUUUCUGGAGGCAGGAGACUUCUAGAAUAUGUGCUCUUCACUCAGCCUAGCUGACUUACUCCUGAUUUUGUGUGUGUGUGUGCGCGCGCGUGUGUACAAGUUUCACUACCCUCCUAAGCUUCCUAUUCAUGAACACUGAAGGAAAAGACCAACCAGGAGGUCAGAUUUCUGGGUACCAAGGAAACCAACACUUUACCAUAACAGUGACCACUCAGACCCAGCCAAACUCACGGAGGGGCAUUCAGUGGACUCCGCGGGUGGAAAGGGGCCUGGCAAUGCGUGAGCUUUCAGCUGGUUCAGCUCUUCAUUCUCUAGAUUCUGAAAUACUGACUGCUUUGACUUUUGUGAUUAUGUUAUGGUGAUAUGUAGUCAUUGUAUCAAUAUGUUCAUAACCUAGGAUCAUGGUAAUAGAGUGUGUUUUUGUUUUUUAAAUGUUCAGAAAAAAAAGUAACUUAAAUUACAAAUAUAAGAUUAAAGUGAA
Molecule: messenger RNA, 7127 nt
Organism: Perognathus longimembris pacificus (Pacific pocket mouse)
Lineage: Eukaryota; Metazoa; Chordata; Mammalia; Rodentia; Heteromyidae
Gene: Btrc
Product: beta-transducin repeat containing E3 ubiquitin protein ligase
Exons: 14
Coding region: 1077-2597 (506 amino acids)
Molecular function (GO): protein dimerization activity
Source: RefSeq, a predicted model, not a curated record